Messenger RNA from Staurois parvus, 303 nucleotides. The record is from the annotation of a GenBank genome assembly. NCBI's taxonomy places the organism in Eukaryota, Metazoa, Chordata, Amphibia, Anura, Ranidae.
AUGUCAGUACCAAAAGCGGUAACCCCAAGCUACACUCGGGCUUACCAUGCGGCGUUGGAUAGGGAGUCCCUGCAGCACUUACCUUGUCCUUCGCUCCCGCGAUGUGUCCCCUGCAGCAUCCCCGGCCAUCUCCUCCAGCUGAUGCUGGCAUCCGGCUCCUGUGUUCCGGUCCCUGUGACGUCAGGACGUACGGGCGCCGCCGGCGGCGGGAAAAUUGAAAAUUUAAAAAAAAAUUUCAUUUUUUUCAAAACGAUUUUACAUAUGCUUUGUCCUGUCCCGUCUGCAUUUUGACUGUUCUUUCUG